Molecule: messenger RNA, 1668 nt
Organism: Oncorhynchus gorbuscha (pink salmon)
Lineage: Eukaryota; Metazoa; Chordata; Actinopteri; Salmoniformes; Salmonidae
Product: endoplasmic reticulum aminopeptidase 1-like
Exons: 6
Coding region: 512-916 (134 amino acids)
Biological process (GO): proteolysis; peptide catabolic process
Cellular component (GO): cytoplasm
Molecular function (GO): zinc ion binding; metalloaminopeptidase activity; peptide binding
Source: RefSeq, a predicted model, not a curated record
GUAGUGUUGGUAAGGUAGGACUGGACACAGCCUUGGACCUGUCUCUGUAUCUGUCCAAGGAGACAGACAUCAUGCCUGUCACCCAGGGUCUGGGGGAGCUGGUCCCUCUCUACAAACUGAUGGAGAAGAGAGACAUGGAGGGUCUGGAGAACCAGAUGAAGGGCUACAUCGUGGAGCUGUUCCGGGGUUUGAUAGACCGUCAGACGUGGAGUGACGAGGGCUCUGUUUCCCAGAGGGUUCUAAGGAGCUACCUGCUGCUGUUCGGUUCUGUCAGGAACCAUCCCCCAUGUGUCGCUACCGCCACACACCUCUUCAACAAGUGGAGGGCCUCCGACGGCAACAUGAGUCUCCCCAGUGAUGUCAGCUUGGCGGUGUUUGCCAUUGGUGCUCGUGAUCCCGAGGGGUGGGAUUUCCUCUUGAGAAGUACCGCCAUUCGCAGCACACAUCUGUCAAGAGCCGCAUCAAGUCUGCCCUGUCCAUCAGCCCUCUGCAACACAAGCUAAAGAGGUUAAUGGAGCAGAGUCUUGCGGGCGAGGUGAUGAAGACUCAGGACCUUCCUCAUGUGGUCAUCUCUGUCAGCAGGAACCCCAAAGGGUACAAGCUGGCCUGGGACUUCCUCAGACACAACUGGCACACACUGGUGAAGAAGUUUGACCUGGGGUCCCACUCUAUCUCAGGCAUGGUGACCGGUGUGACCAACCAGUACUCCACCAGGGAGAUGCUGGACGAGGUUCGCAGGUUCUUUGACUCUCUGUCUGAGGAGACAGGUUCUGGUCUGAGGUGUAUUCAGCAGACGUAUGAGAGCAUUGAAGAGAACAUCCGCUGGAUGGAGCAGCACCUGCCCCAGCUAAAGGCCUGGCUGGACAGACAGGCCCAGGGAGCCAGGACAGAGACACGGGGCCACGAGGAUCUAUAGGCCUUCUAUGCAGUACAGGGCAGGGAGGGGUCUAGAGCAGGGUUCCCCAUCUAGCGGGAUGAAUUUGGCCCGUAGCUGGUUUUAUUUGGCCUCCCCAAGUUUUCUGAGAAUUUUUUUAUUUUUUAUUGUUGGGACAUAAAAUAUUAAAAACACCAGGAAAUCAACCAGCUGAUUUUAAUUUAAGAAAUCUGUUCCAAAGUAUUAUCACGCAUAAUAGGGAGACACGUGAUCGUAUACAAAUGUAAGCAAGGUUUGAAAUGAUCAUGUUUUCGUCAAACAUAUCUGUUUGGGCUUCUUGCGGUCUACAAAUGAUUUGUAAUUAUGCACCGGCUCCCCCACUCAAGAGAAAUCAUCCCGCGGCUGAAUCUCGUUGAUAAUCCCUGGUCUAGAUCGCAGAAUGAUUAUGGCUGUGUUUGAGAGCAUCAAAACCGGGAUGAAUUAUGCGGAAAUAGUGACUAACUGAUGUAGAAAUAACAUUGAGUAGUUAUUUAUGAUGCAAGAUGAUUUGUAAAUUAGUCAAUCUCGACUCACCUUUAAAGAAUAAUAUUUCCAGUGUUGCUAACACUGGAUAUUACAUUUAUGUCUGAGACAAAGGUUGGCACAAGGUUAAGACCCUAAACUAUUUUAUUUUCAUCUUCGGCAAAUUUAUACAUUUACAUUUAAGUCAUUUAGCAGACGCUCUUAUCCAGAGCGACUUACAAAUUGGUGCAUUCACCUUAUGACAUCCAGUGGAACAGUCACUUUACAAUAGU